Lycium ferocissimum is the source of this 1918-nucleotide messenger RNA. RefSeq names its product secreted RxLR effector protein 161-like. The transcript has a single exon. The record is from RefSeq and is a predicted model, not a curated record. NCBI's taxonomy places the organism in Eukaryota, Viridiplantae, Streptophyta, Magnoliopsida, Solanales, Solanaceae. Bases 267 to 845 code for a protein of 192 amino acids.
CUAGCUACCGUGCUGGUAUAUGUGGAUGAUCUAAUUCUAACAGGAGAUUGUGAAGAAGAAAUUCUCCGUACAAAGGAGAAUUUGUCAGUACGCUUCCAGAUGAAGGAACUCGGACAGCUCAACCAUUUUCUUGGCUUGGAGGUUGAUCGUAGUGAAGAAGGAAUUUAUUUGCAUCAGAAAAAAUAUUCCAAAGAUCUGUUGAAGAAGUUUGGGAUGUUUAAUUGCAAACCAAUAUCAACACAACACCGCUGGAGCCAAAUGCUAAGAUGUGUGCUCAUGAUGGGAAGGACCUGGAAGAUGCAACAAUGUAUCGACAAUUGGUGGGUAGUUUGAUCUACUUGACUUUAACAAGACCCAACAUCUCUUACGUAGUUGGUGUGAUGAGUCGAUACAUGCAAAAUCCAAAGAAACCUCAUUUAGAAGCAGUUCAAAGGAUUUUGAGAUAUAUCGAGGGUACAUUUGGAUAUGGUAUUAUAUACAAGAAAGGUGGAGAUUGUAAGUUAGUUGGCUACUGUGAUGCUGACUAUGCAGGUGAUCAUGACACCCGACGAUCGACUACUGGAUAUGUCUUUAUGCUUGGGUCUGGAGCAAUUUCAUGGUGCAGCAAGAGGCAACCAACUGUGUCGUUGUCAACGACAGAAGCGGUAUACCGAGCAGCAGCAAUGGCAGCUCAAGAAAGUACUUGGAUUAUAAAGUUGCUGAAGGAUUUGCAUCAGCCAAUGGAGUAUGCAAUUCCGUUAUAUUGUGACAACCAGUCGGCGAUACGCUUGAAGGAGAAUCCAAUGUUUCACGCUAGGACUAGCAUGUGGAGGUACAUUACCCACUACAAGAGAACAUGGAAUUAGCUACGGAAUUUGUCGGUAAUCCCUAGCCAAUCGUCGCUAAAUAGCUCCUCGCUUAUUAGAAUUUUUUAUAAUCCGUCGCUAAUCCGUAGCUAAAUGAGAUUAGCAUGGGAUUUUUACUGUUUAGCUACGAAAUUUUGUCCGUCGCUAAUUUCUUGUUUUCUAGUAGUCAACUUUAAAUGCUAAUAUGGAGAGCAACUCCAGCUCCUUGUUAUUUAAUUAGUACUUAAUAGUAGAGUCUUUAGUGGUUAGUCUAAUGUUUCCCUGUUAGUAAUUAAUUACUGCGUAGUUACAUGUUCCUCAGCAUGUAAUACUACUAUUAGUCUUAGUGCCUAGUGGUUAGUGGAAGUUUCCUAGUUUUAUGGUUAGUAGGUUGUUGUGUUAGUAACCAAGUAGCACGUUUGGAUGCCUAUAUAAAAGGCCAUCAUGUAUCUUAAAUAUAUGCAACUGCUAAGUUAAUUUAUUAGCUUUUGUUUGUCCCCUUCUUUUUUUUUUUUCCAGAUAUUUUGCCUUUGAGUGUUAAUUCAUUAAAAAGCUUCACAGAUUGUUGUGUUUGUGUUCAACGUUAACAUGGCUUGUUUCUUCUUCCCAAUUCCAACUAACUCUUCUCUUAAUGUAAUUGAACCAGGUGUUGUACCAACCCCUUUCUUUUUUGAUGAUUUCUUACACAUAAUUCAAAGUUGCAGUCCUUACCUCGCUAUCAUCCGUAGCAGUAGUAUUGCUAUUUAGUACUUGCAUAGUAUCUUUUACUUCGUUUUAUUUGUUACUUGUUGCUUUAUUGGUUGUUUUUAUCUUGCCACUUCAUUGUCAAUCUUUUUUCCCUUUAACUUGUCUUUGGUACUUUGUUGUGCUGAGGGUCUAUCGGGAACAACCUCUCUACCCCAACAAAAGUAGGGGUAAUGUCCGCAGACAUCCCACCCUACCCAGACCCCACUUGUAGGAUUACACUAGGUAUGAUGUUGUUGUUACUUACAUUGCUAUUACACUUAAAUUCAUUUAACACUUGCAUCAUAUUGAACCAAUACAAGCCAUCACAAAAUUAAAAAGACUGUAUACACGAAUUCAAGAAAGAUAUA